This is a messenger RNA of Truncatella angustata, 2352 nucleotides long. RefSeq names its product putative peptidase family-domain-containing protein. Gene Ontology annotation, cellular component: cytoplasm. Lineage: Eukaryota; Fungi; Ascomycota; Sordariomycetes; Amphisphaeriales; Sporocadaceae. The record is from RefSeq and is a predicted model, not a curated record. The transcript is spliced from 4 exons. Bases 1 to 2352 code for a protein of 783 amino acids.
AUGGCGCCGUCUUUUCUGAAUUUUAAGGAGCUCCGUCGACGGUCGCGGGCAAGCUUCAAGACAGAACGAUCUAACACUGAUAACUCGAGCAACGACAACGACGAUACCAGCCAUGGCACCGUUCCAACCAACGGUUCUGUGACGCCAGCCUCACUGGCUGCGCGGUCGCAGUCGGACCUGAACCUGCAAGUAAAGGACUCGCAUGGAACACCACCGCCGCCAGUCCCUCAAAAUAGACCUCCGUUGCCAAGUGCUCCGAACAAGCGAUACAGCGUUGGAGGCAUGUCGGGCCUUGGUUCGCCGACUGUUCUGGUCAAUGGCCAGAACAAGUCUUUUGCUGUCUCGCAUUAUGCUCCGCGCAUUACCAAUGUGACAGAAAACUCCUGGGUUUCCCAAAAAGUGCUUUUGAUCAAUGGCACUAUCGGCGAUCCAGCACAAGGUUCUUUGGAUGGCACUCUAACGGUGAACCGUAUGGACGAUGCUUUCCCAGCCACGUUCUGGCCUGUAUGCGAGUCCCAUUUCAAAGCAUUGGUAUACCUCGUGCCCGGCGCGAACAGAUUACGAUUUGACUUCAACAGCCCGAAGCUUUCUAACUCUGGUUCCUCGAACCCACUCCAUUCUUCUUACCUCACCGUUCACAUGGUACCCCCCAUGAACUCGCCCCCUUUGCAGCUGGCAAUUCUUGUCGCAAAGGACUCCCCAGCGACGUUUGAUGCUGUGCCGGCGCGGAUAGAAAGAGAAGGAAACGGUUUGGAAACCGCAGUUCGCAAGUUCCGCAUGGCCGCAUAUUUGUGGCAAGCUUUCACAGCAGAGCAGAUGUAUAGAAACAAAUUUGGACGGCGCGUCUUCAGAUUCGAGGAAGAGUGGACCACGGGAACCAGCAAUCAAAGAGACUUGGAAAUGGGCACUAUGCGGUCGGAGGCACGCAUUCAUGUCAUUCGCUCGGACAAAACCGUCGCGGAGAUCCGGGAUCUCGAGAGAGCUCAGCAGUAUUCGAAAGCAACCAAGAAAGGUGAGCUGUACGAGAUUGCUGCCGACGCCGUCAAGAACUACUUCAAACCACUUCCGGGCCAGAAGCAAUACGUCUCGGUGUUGAUACUGGACGCUCACUGGGACACUGUUUCAAAAACAGUUCUUGGUCACGCCGCCCUGGGUGGCAAUGCUGGCGACUUGCAGCUAGCUAUCUUUGGAUCGCAUUGCAUGCAGAGCUAUCCUACGACUUUCGAAGAAGUGGUGCCCGCUUUCACCGACUGCACUCCAACCGACACAAACUACGUCGCAAACGAUUGUAACGAGGGCGGAAGCUCGUGGGAAGCCGCCAACAUUGGAAUUGGCGCACACAUGCACGAGACGGGUCACCUGUUCGGCUGCCCGCACCAGGAGAAUGGUGUCAUGUUGCGAGAUUAUGUUCGACUCAACCGGACGUUUGUGGCACGUGAGGCCUACUGCACGCGGACCAAGUCAAAAGGAGGCCUGGUCUCACAGGCAGACGAAUGCACGUGGCACAGGCUGGAUUGUCUGAGAUUCAGGAACCACCCUUGCUUUAGAGCUCCGAACGACCCCGUACUUAACCUCGACAACAGUGUGCAGGCCUGGCCCGUAGAAGACGGCAAGGUGCUCGUGACUGCCCCGACCGGCGUCUCAUACCUCGAGCUCUACCCAGAGGGCGAUGAUCUGUGUCACACAUGGAUUGAAUACCCAGCGGAGAACGGACAGGUGCAGCGGCACCUGACUCUGACAGAGAAGGAGCUCAAAGAACGACUCCCCGAGGACAAGCGCCAGGCGAAGCUGAAGGUGUGCAUCAAAUCGCAUGGUGGCGGCAAUCUGGAUAUCGGCGACUUCGGCAGCUUGAGCUCCAAGUCAUCCGCGCUCAAGCUCUCCUUUGCGGUCGGACCUAUCGGCAAGUUUGCUUUCAGGGGCAACAAGCUAGGAAUGUCCCAGAUGGAGGGCAGCGAGCCGCAGGAGUUCAUCUUUACUAGCGUGAAGAAGCAAGAACGAGUGCUUUCCAAGAUCGUGUUCUACCACGGUUUUGCUUUUGAUGGUAUGGAGUUCUUCUACGACGAUGAAUCGAGCCAAUUGUUCGGCAAGCGCGGGGGCAAACCAGGAGGCGACACAUUCGACAUGAAUGUACGCCGAGGCGAAUACAUAACUGGUUUCAUUGUGCGGUCCGGUCUUUGGGUCGACGCAGUCCAAGUCUUGACGAGCAUGGGAAGAAAGUCGCCCAUGUAUGGCAACGCACAUGGCGGAUCAUCCCAUACUCUUCUACCACCUCGAGGCUACACAGUCUGUGGUGUUUCUGGUUCCUGCGCUGGCUGGGUUGACGGUUUCUCGGUACUCAUCACCCGGUGGUAG